CCUUUCGUCUUCUCCUUCCCCCACGCUUCUCUGAGCUCUCUCUCUCUCUCUCUCUCUCUCUCUCUAAAAGCGAAGUAUUUGAGGUUGAUGGGCGCGAGGAAGAGGGAGAGGAGGAUACUCGCCCUCACGGGGGCCGCGGCGCUUCUCGCUCUGAGCGUCAAUCUCAUCAUCUCCGCCAUUAACGCACACAAUGGGAGCUCGAAGAGGAAGAAGAAGAAGAGAGAUCUUCCAUGCUCAAGCGUCCACAUCAGUCUAUCGGCAUCUGAGAUUGACAGAUUAACUGAUCAUAUCAUAGCUAAAUCAAAGGACACAUAUGAUUUAGUUGCUUCAGUUCCUCUCGGCAAAGUUAGCUAUGCAAAUGUAAUCUCACCUUUGGCAGAAUUAGAAGCUCAGCAAUUUCCUUUGAUCCAAUCCUGUGUUUUUCCAAAAAUGGUGUCCACCUUGGAUGAUGUUCGCAAAGCAAGCUGUGAAGCAGAGAAGCGAUUGGAUUCUCAUCUCCUGAUGUGCAGAAAGCGUGAGGAUGUGUAUCGUGUUGUUAAGGCAUACGCUGAUAGAGGGGAGCAACUAGGCUCUGAAGCACAACGCUAUGUCCAGUGCUUGGUUAGAGAAUUUGAGCGGCAUGGUGUGAAACUUACUUUGAGCAAGAGAAAUGAAAUGGAGAAUUUGAAAUCUCGGAUUGAUGAACUAAGUUUGAAAUACAUUGAAAAUCUGAAUGCUGGUACUAAAUUUGUUCUUCUCAACGAACAAGAACUAGCUGGGAUGCCUCGUGAGUUCCUUAUGGAGUUGGAGAAAACUGAUGGCAAACUGAAGGUUCUCUUGACAAAUUUUCAUGUUACUCCAAUACUUGAGCAUUGUAAGAUUGGGGCCUCCAGGAAGUUGAUAGCUGUAGCUUAUGGCCAGAGAGGCGGCGCAGAGAAUCUUGAUAUUUUAGAAAGUUUGGUUGAAUCGCGCCACAAAUUUUCUCAAUUGCUUGGUUAUUCGAGCUAUGCAGAAUUGGUUCUUGAACCUAGAAUGGCGAGGACAUCUUCAAAGGUUUUUGAGUUUCUGGAGGAGGUCUCAGCAAAUUUAAAUGACUUGGCAACUAGAGAGCUCAAAGUACUUAAAGAUUUGAAGAGAAAGGAGGAGGGGGAUUCUCCAUUUGGGAUGGAAGAUUUUCUGUUCUACAUGAGGAGGGCUGAAGAACAACAGCUUGAUCUCGAGUUUGGAGAAGUUAAACAAUACUUUCCUGUCAGUCUGGUUUUAUCAGGAAUUUUUAAGAUAUUUCAGGAUCUUUUUGGUCUAAGAUUUGAAGAAGUUAAGGAUUGUGAGACCUGGCAUGAUACUGUUCGCUUGUUUGCUGUUCGGGAUGUAACUUCUAAUGAUCUCUUGGGUUACUUUUACCUUGAUACCUUUUUCAGGGAAGGGAAGUUUGCUCAUACUUGUGUUGUGCCACUUCAAAAUGGAUGGCUAGCUUCUAAUGGUACACGAAAGGUUGCAAUUGCACUAUUAAUAUCACAGUGCCCAAAACAAAUAGAUGGUAAUCCAGCUCUAUUACGAUUCUCUGAAGUUGUGAGCCUCUUCCAUGAGUUUAGUCAUGUGGUCCAUCAUAUGUGCAAUAGAGCAACAUUUUCUAGAUUUUCAGGGCUACGAUCGGAAGGAGAUUUCAUUGAGAUUCCAAGUCAGCUUCUUGAAAGAUGGUGUUAUGAGAGCGUAUCUCUGAAAAUGAUGUCCGGUUUUCAUCAGGAUAUGACAAAGUCCAUCACGAGUGAGAUGUGUAAAUCUCUGAAAAGAAGGCAUGAUUCGUUUGCUGGCCUGAAACUGAAGCAAGAAAUUCUGCUUUGCCUUGCUGAUCAAAUAAUACAUUCUAGUGAGAAUGUUGACAUAGUAGAGUUACUCAAGCACCUCCAUCCUAAGGUAAUGCUGGGUAUACCUUUGUUGGAAGGGACCAACCCAGCGUCAUGUUUCUCUCGACUUGCCAUCGGAUACGAAGCCAUUUGUUAUAGUUACAUCUGGAGUGAGGUUUUUGCUGCUGAUAUUUUUGCGUCAAAGUUUCAAGAUGAUUUGCUAAAUCACUACGCAGGGCUGCAGUUCAGGAAUAAGGUAUUGGCGCCGGGAGGAGCAAAAGAUCCCCUCGAGAUCCUAUCUGAUUACCUCGGAAGAGAACCAUCCAUUCGGCCCUUCAUUGAGAAUAUUUCGGUUUCUUCAUUUAAGGAACCAACAAUUCUCAUUCUGGUACGGUCCAAAACCGCACCCUUGGAUACAAAUGAUUCGACAAGCACUGUAGUGCUCGUAAAGAUGCUUCAAAAUUGGACGGAAAAGUAUUUCUGCGACCGAUAUCUCCCUUUCACUCCAUUGUUGUGAGUAGAUGAUGUGUGUGGUAUGUAAUAUCUGAUGCUUGAGUUCUGAGAUAUAUUGGUUGCGAAGAGAUUCCAAAAUUGGCUAGUGAUAGAGACUUAUCACAUAUAUCUUAUGCAAAGUCUCCUAUUCUAACUGUUAGGGAGGUCACUUGCUUAUCACAUCCCUGUCAUUUUAUGGGACCACUUUAAUGUGUCUCAUCAGAAAUACAGAGCUUAAGACACAUUUAUCAAA
Molecule: messenger RNA, 2568 nt
Organism: Ananas comosus (pineapple)
Lineage: Eukaryota; Viridiplantae; Streptophyta; Magnoliopsida; Poales; Bromeliaceae
Product: probable thimet oligopeptidase
Exons: 22
Coding region: 88-2340 (750 amino acids)
Biological process (GO): proteolysis; peptide metabolic process
Molecular function (GO): metalloendopeptidase activity
Source: RefSeq, a predicted model, not a curated record